Messenger RNA from Nannospalax galili (Upper Galilee mountains blind mole rat), 966 nucleotides. RefSeq names its product olfactory receptor 1J4-like. Gene Ontology annotation, molecular function: olfactory receptor activity; G protein-coupled receptor activity. The coding region runs from base 1 to 966 and encodes 321 amino acids. The record is from RefSeq and is a predicted model, not a curated record. The transcript has a single exon. Gene Ontology annotation, cellular component: membrane. Gene Ontology annotation, biological process: G protein-coupled receptor signaling pathway. Lineage: Eukaryota; Metazoa; Chordata; Mammalia; Rodentia; Spalacidae.
AUGCUCAGCAAAGAGGGGAGCAGUCAAAAGAUGGAGAACCAUAGCGCUAUGUCAGAGUUCAUUCUCCUGGGGCUCCCCAUCCAGCCAGAGCAGCAGGGCAUCUUCUUCACCCUGUUCCUGGUCAUGUACCUGACCACGGUGCUGGGGAACCUGCUCAUCAUCCUGCUCAUCAGGCUGGACUCUCGCCUCCACACCCCCAUGUACUUCUUCCUCAGCCAUUUGGCUCUAACUGACAUCUCCUUUUCAUCUGUCACUGUCCCAGAGAUGCUGAAGAACAUGAAGACUCAGGAUCAAUCCAUUCCCUAUUCAGGAUGUAUAGCACAAACGUAUUUUUUUAUAUUAUUCACUGAUCUGGACAACUUUCUUCUCACAUCAAUGGCAUAUGAUCGGUAUGUGGCUAUCUGUCACCCCCUCCACUACAUUACCAUCAUGAGAGAGGAGCUAUGCACCUCACUUGUAGCUGUGUCCUGGAUCCUAUCCUGUGCCAGUGCUUUAUCUCAUACCCUCCUAUUGGCCCGUUUGUCCUUCUGUGCUGACAACAUCAUUCCUCAUUUCUUCUGUGACCUUGCUGCCCUGCUAAAGCUCUCAUGCUCAGACAUCUCCCCUAAUGAGCUGCUCAUUUUCACAGCCGGCACGGCAGUCAUUACUCUACCACUAAUAUGCAUCUUGAUCUCUUAUGGCCACAUUGGGGCCACCAUCUUGAAAGUUCCAUCUACCAAAGGGAUCUGCAAAGCUUUGUCUACUUGUGGUUCCCACCUCUCUGUUGUGUCUCUGUAUUAUGGUGCAAUUAUUGGACUUUACCUUUUACCAUCAUCCAGCACUUCCAGUGACAAGGACAUAAUUGCUUCUGUGAUGUAUACAGUGGUCACUCCAUUGCUGAACCCCUUCAUUUAUAGCCUAAGAAACAGAGACAUGAAGGAGGCUCUGAAGAAACUCUUCAACAGGGCAGAAGUCUCAAAUCAAUAA